AUGGCACCUUCCAAGCAGGAGAAGGCGCCCCCCUACAGCAAGGAUGAGAAGGUGCUCUGCUUCCAUGGGGACCUGAUGUACGAGGCCAAGGUCACCGAGGUCAAGGUCGAGGCCGGAAAGAAGGCCGAGGACGCCCAGUACCGCAUCCACUACAAGGGUUGGAAGGCAAGCUGGGACGACUGGGUUUCGCACGAUCGAAUUCGCAAGUUCACCGACGACAACAAGCAGCUGGCCACCCAGCUGCAGGCCCAAGCCCGCAUGCGAACCCAAGGCCCCAAGGGCGGCAAGAAGAGUGGUGUCAAGCCGAACGGCUCCGAGAUGAGUUCCGCUCGCGGCAGUGAGGAGCGCGCCGCCGGAUCAUUGAGUUUUGCCGGAAGAGGUCCACGACGGGGACGGGACUACGAGUUAGAGAAUUCUUCGACCUCCAACCUCCAAGCACUGAUCCCUGAUCUAUCCGACUCGAUGUCCGAUAAACCAGCAUCUCCAGAGGCCAUGUCGGCAAUGGAUUCUUCUCCAGAGACCACCUCGGUAAUGGAUUCUUCUCCGCCGGUGGAACUUAGGCGAUCUCAGCGCGAGCGGAAGCGUGUGAUCUCUUUGGCAGAUUUCGAGAUGCCUCAGAAGCGAACUCGCAGCAACACGACCAAGCACCUGGAAGCUUUCGCAUUUUCGCACCUCUCUCCCCAUCGCCCUGUCAAGAAGCCCGAUGCGGUCAGCUUCCCUAACCUUGCUGCCGACGGCCCUGUCAAGAAGUUCGAGGGUGUCGCUUUUCCCAAUCUUGCUCCCGGCGGCGCAUCUCUGGCGCAGGCCGAGUCUUCGCGCUCGUCUCCUACUGCACCCACCUCCCAUGGCACCAGCUUCCAAGCGUCACCGGCAGCGACGCAUGCACGCACGCUGCUACCGCCGCUGAGACCCGCACGCACGCCGCUACCGCCGCUGAGUUUCGCGCGUAUGAAGCUACCGACACUGGAUACCGCGUCCAGUAAGCCUGCACCAAAGGAGACUGCGUUGAAGAAGCCAUCGCAAAAGAAGUCAUCGCACAAGUCGUCGCACCAGACUUUGUUGCACCAGACCUCCUCGCACAAGAAGUCUCACCACAAGAAGUCAGCGUCCACUCAGGCACCACUCAAUGAACCAACUGGCCGCAAGAAGACUGCAAAGCACACCCGCUUUCAACAGGGGACCGAACUGUUGUCUGCAGAAACUGUUGCUUUUCGCCAGAAGGAGGCCGAGUGCAAUAGAGCGCAGACAUGCAAAGACCACCUCAUCGCACUGCCGCCUUCCGGCCUUGUCUAUGUGGACAACAAGCAGCGACUCGUCUUCGAUGAGAAGCGCUUCCAGCCUGAGAAGGUCAUCUCCGUCCCAAAGCAGCACCCGAAAGCAAAGGCGGCGGCUCGACUUGGGCUUCUGCAUGCGGCACUAGAGCGCUAUUACGAAGGAAUGCCGGCUAACGUGACUAUUCCCAUCGCGGGAAUUCCGUCUUUAAAGCCAUACGCCCCUCUCUAUGCAGCUGCUAUGCCUUUUAUUUGGCGUGCCGUUCGAGCAGCCUUGACUGACGAGAUCACUGACUUUUCACCGCCUGACGAGAUCAUUCACUUUUCACUGCCUGACGAGAUCACUGACUCUUCACUGCCUGAUGAGAUCACUGACUUUCCACUGCAGGAAGAGGCAUUCCAUGCCAGACCCUCUGUCAAGCUUCUCAUCCCGGAUAUGCUGAAGGCAUUGAUGGUGGAUGAUUGGGAGAACAUCACCAAGAACAUGCAACUUGUGCCGCUUCCGCGCCCCAAACCGGUCAACAAGAUCCUUGAGGAUUAUCUUGCGUAUGAGCGUCCGCGACGACAGGAUGGCUCUUCACAUGUGGCCAUUCUCGACGAGACCUUGGCUGGCUUGAAGGAGUACUUUGACAAGGCUCUCGGUCGCAUUCUCCUGUACCGAUUCGAGCGAGCCCAGUAUGCUGAAAUGCACAAGAAGUGGAACUCGGCUGAUCCUGAGUUCUCUGGCAAGACCGCAAGCGACACUUAUGGUGCAGAGCACUUGACUCGUCUUAUGACGUCCCUGCCGGAGCUUAUUGCCCAGACAAACAUGGAUCAGCAAUCUGUCAAUCGUCUUCAAGAGGAACUGCUCAAGUUCUGUGGGUGGCUGUCCAGAAACCAUACCGAUUACUUUCUCAGCAAUUAUGAGUCUCCCAACUCUGACUACGCCGAGAAAAUCAAGAACUAG
This is a messenger RNA of Anthostomella pinea, 2217 nucleotides long. NCBI's taxonomy places the organism in Eukaryota, Fungi, Ascomycota, Sordariomycetes, Xylariales, Xylariaceae. The record is from the annotation of a GenBank genome assembly.